UAUUUUCCUUCAGAUGGCGGAAGUGUCACAUGGUUUGAACCUUCUCCAGUUAGGACAACAUCAAAUACAGCUGAAGUGCUCCCUCCUGGCAUUGUACUCGUUUAUGAAGGAUCUUCUGCCACACUGAACUGGAACUUCAGUCUGUCAGUAGGUCUAGGUCUUGGUUUUGUCAUAAAAUUCAACAGUAUUGGUAUAGUCAUCAUUAGAGCAGAUGGUUCAUCAGGUCCUAUUAGAGCUGAAUUUCAGAAACGGUUCAGCGUAAGCGCGACUUCACAAAGUACUUCUCUGUCAAUCUUUCCCAUCACUAUUGCUGACGAUAAGUCUAAUGGAGAAUUUAGCUGUGAGUUAAAUGAUGCCAACGCUGACACUUGGAAACGAGUAAUUCAGGUGCAAGUCAUAGGUAAGCUUGAAAGUGUUGCUGCAUGACUAUAAUAUAGGCGUACCCAAUCUGUACUGUUAUCUGGGUCUUGAUUAAGUGCAGUUUGAACUUGGACAAUUUCAAUUCUUAGCAAAAAAAAAUUCUACAUUUAUUUAUUUGUUGGAAACUGCAGUUAAAAUAAUAAUGUUUAGGUUAAGCUGACAAAAGAACUGAGAAAAAUUUAGUAGCCAUCUAAAGGUCCACUGAAUUUCAUAAGGCAGACAUUUCUGUGUUAUAUUAAAGCACUUGUAAUGGAUUAUAAUCCAGGGCCUGUUCUUUUAUAAUUUGCACUAUCAUAAAGUGUAAAUUUCAUUUGUAUGUGCAAGGUUUGUGAAGAACAUUUAAGUCACAUGUUAAGAGCAUUAUCACUUGCAUGUUGCUUAUAUGUGUACAUGCCACUCAAGCUUGUGAUUGUUUGAUUGCUCUUAGUUCCAAUAAAUAUCACGGGGAUUAGAGGUGAACCAACUGUUCUUGAUGGUGACAACUUGCAGUUAAUCUGUGAAGCAUGGAGUCAAAUAGAACCAAACAUCACUUGGACCAAAGAGAAGCCUGGGAACCAGGGAAAUACUGUUGUGGUGCAAGAAGGAAAGGUGCUGACUAUAAUAAACAUCAGCAGGAUUGAUGCAGGAAAUUAUACCUGUACAGCAUACAAUGGCUUUGGUAAACCAGAGAGCCGAACAGUUUAUGCAAAUGUUACUUGUGAGUACACAUUGAAAAAAACAUUGACUAAUGUUGAACAGAGAUGCACUUUCCUUCAAUCUAUAUUUUCUGUGCUAUAAUGUGUGAUGUCAAUUACAUGUAUUAAUGUUUGGCUAAGUACAUCCAUGCUGGGCUCCAAGCUCAAUUUUUCAAAAAAUUGCCCUUGGUGACCUUCAAUUGUAAAAUAAUCAACAUAAAACAACCAAAAAAAACUCACAUCAAUGGUAGUAUAUUUUGUGCAGCACUACACAAGUUAUUUUAAGUGAGUCAAAUGACACAACGCUUUCAUUUGUGAACUUGGUAUGUUCAUUCCCUUGCUGAUUAAAAGAUUGUAAUAAUGGCCAAGAGAGUGAGAAUAAAGAAACUCUGAUUUCUGGAAGCAGAAACGAUUUACCACAAAGUUGCCGAGACCCUAAGUAACAAAUCAUGUUUAAUGCAAUUUUGGUCUGUUGCUCAGCUGAGAAACAUCUCUUGUUUGUAGUGAGCUGAUAUAAUGCAGGUAUUAAAGCCUUCAAUAAUGUGAAUAACAUCUUUAAUCACUCUGGCCAAUUUCUAAAAUUGAAGGUUAGGUUAGGUGGCAUUGAAGGCUACUUUUCUCUUCUUUGGAACUGGCCCUCCAUCAAUUAUUUUACUAUUCACAACUUUAUAUAUAUAUGUGUAUAUAAUUAAAUACAAUAAUUCAUAAUUAAUUUAAUUCAUUGAUAAUUUAUUCAAGGAUCAAUAUAUUUGUCAUGUUUUUCCCUUUCUCUUUUUUUAUUCUGUUGGUGCCAAUUGACAACUUUUGUUGAAAUUUUAGUUGCGAAAUAUAUUUUUCACUCACCAUGGGGACCAAAAUGGUCACAGCUUGAAGCACUGCCAUGUUCUGGGAGGUGUUCACCUACCCCUGUAAAUGUAAACUCCUCUCAAAAUUAAGAUUAAAUGUUGUGUGAGGAGACUCUAGUGCUCCACUGUCAGUGUUAGCAAAUAUGUUCAAUUGAUGCUGAUUUGAAAAUCUUUAAUAAUCCAGUUCAACACACAUGGCAAGAUGUCAGCUCAAAGAUUUGAAAUAUCUCCUCAAUAGUUUUUUGAGUGUCAACCUGAAAAAGUUCUCUGGGAUCAAUACCAGUAUCUGAGCAACUGUCCACCUACCCCUCCCCUAACCCAACAUUAACCCUAACUUGUUAUCAAUUGACUGUUGUUGAGUUAGGGGAGGGGUUGGUGGGCAGUUGCCUAGAUACUGAUAUUGAUCCGUUCUCUGUUUAAUUAUUGGAUACUAUGAAACUUUGGUUACCAGUAUCUCAUUUAAUAUGCAUCUAUGAAUGGCGAGAAGAUCACCCAGUUAACAUCUAGAGAAUAGUAAUUUCAUUGAAACCACACCAUAGAAAUUAGGUAAUCAGACUAGGUAAAAAAUACCCUCUUGUAUUUGAGUGUACUGGUAGGGUUGGACCCCUUACAGUAGCUAUAUAUUGAAGACAAGUCAUGCAGAUGUACCUUUGUGCAGAUGCUUUUUUUUAAUCUGAAUUUUUGUUUUCCAAUUUGAUGUACAGAUCCACCAAAGAUUGUUGAUUUUCAACCUGAGUAUGUGGUUGGUGUACAACAAAGUCUAACUCUUAACUGUGAAGCGGAAGGAAACCCUCCUCCUUCCUACACUUGGACUCCAUGUGACCCAGAACAAGUUUGUGACAAGAACACUCUGGAUAUUUCACAACUUCUUAAUGAUGUCAACUAUACCUGCAGAGUGGUCAAUGUAUAUGGAAAUGAUUCAAAAACUGCCAAUGUUUGUAAGUCACAUAAACAUUGUAGUCAUGUAUCUAACAGCUGUAUCUUCGUACAAGACUACCAACAUGAUUGGGUUUUUCGAGUUGAACCAGGGGCUUAGCCUGCCAGGUUAUAAAAGCCCAAAUAGUGCCUUUACUUUGUCUUGAUGGAUACUUUCUGUUUUCUUAAAUAAUUACAAUGUACAUGUAAUACAUUGAUUAUGCUAUUACAUAUAAAAUGCAAAGGAAGCCAUAUGGUAAUUAAACUUCAGGUGGCUUAUACAGGAGCUGGAGGUGAGUAUCAAAAGAAGGGAAAAAAACUAUGGUCAGGGCUUCUGACAAGGUACAGGAAAAAUAGUAAUUGUGUAGGAGCUUUUGGGGGAAAAUUGAGAUGAGGCUUUAGUUCUUUCAUCUUUUGGUCAUUGUAAGCUGAAUUACUCAGGACCUACAUAUUUAACUGAAAGCAACAGACAUCUUAAUUGUCUCUGAGGUUAAAUAACCUUAGAACAGUCCUAAAUGUUUUGCAAAAUCCUAGUUUUCAACAGAAUUAACCUGUAUCAAUAAAAAUAUUCAGUACACCUUGUAGUAAUGAUUUGUCUCCUACUUCACAGACAUUGGAGGAAAUGUGAUUAACACAACUGUUGUCAUCACAAGUGAAAUAUGUAUAGAAGGAAAAUUCAAGCAAUCCUCAUUACUGGAGAAAUUAAAAGAACCAGUAAGUUAAUGUACAUAUAACUUGGAUAUUGCUGGCAAAGCUAUUAAAUAAACAUAUCCUAGUUCACAUUGGGUGAUUUUUAAGACAAAUAAGUGAAAUGCUUACUUGCAGCUUCUGGAGGCUUUUACUGGUAAACCUGGAUAUGAAGGAGUGAAGUUGAUAGGUGUGAGGUAUGUGAAUGAAUGGGAUUUAGAAAUUUUAUUAUUUGCUCUUUUGUUAUCUGUUUUACAUUUCAUGUCACUCUAACUCUCAGUUAAUGUCUUUCCCAAGGUGUGGAAGUCUCAUUGUUGAUCUUGCACUGAAAUUCAACUCCACAACAAAGGAACAAGAUGUUAUCAUAAUGCUUAAUGAUGUUUUGAAAGAUGGGAAGCUGGGAGAGUUCAGUGUUGUGGUCAUAAAAAAGAAAAGACCUGAUGUGGAACCAACAAGAGGAGGUGUCACAUCACCAUUUGAUGGGUCCUAUGGGGGUAAGUCCUUAUAACACUUCAUACAAAAGUUUUGCAAGCUGACUUAUGAAUGUUCUUGCACUGUACUUGGUUGUAAGCAUAUUUUUUUGGUGUGAAUAAAAUAUAUUAUUGAAAGUUACUGUGUAUAACUCAAAAUUGAUACUGUGGCAGGUUUAUACAGAGAUCUGAAAACUUGGCGUGUAAUGGUAAUGAUAACAUUGACAACCACAAUCAGCCUCAGUUUGAGCACGAAUGGGACAGUGUAUGCAUAAUGUGUGCACAUUUAUGUUUAACUUCUGCUUUUCAUCAACUUAACUUUUGAUUUCAAUGCAAACAUGUAACAAAUGGUCAGUACAGUUAUUUCCCUUUUUGUUACCUAAAUUCACUUUUGUUCAGUAGUUUUAGAACAUGAUUCGUUUACAUUUUUUUUUCUGAUAUGGUUAACAGGAAAAAAUAAUGUGUGGCCCACACGAAUCCAAAAAAAUAGCAGCUAUGCUUGUUUUCCUCAUAUUAAUUGAGUGUAUUUGUUGUAGAAUCUUCAGAGCUUCCUAGUGGGAUGAAAACAGGUAAAGCAUUCUUUAAUGACAAAUGCCGAACUUUGCAAUUGUCAAGCGACUAGUAAUUUAAUCCCAUUAAGUACUCUCUAAACACCUAUGACUUUAAGUUUCCUGAAAAUAGAAAAAGAAAACAAUUACCAGCCAACUGAAUCAAGCUCUAAUUUUUGAGUCCAAGGACACAAUUUUGCUUGUAUUACAUACCUUAAUACUCUUGCAUCUUUCUGGUUGAGGGAACAAUUUUGUAGCUUUACUUUUAAUAAGCUUUAAAUAUUUGUAAUGGUGACAGAUUUCAAUCAUGGAUUUCUUUUUUUUUCUGUUUCAUUUCAUCAUCAUGACAAACCCUGGCUGUGGAAAAAGGUGAGAUCUGGUUAUGCCUGACUUUAUGCACAAGUUUGUGGAUUAAUGAGUGGGCGGCUCUAUCUUGUUUUUGCUAUGAAUAACCAAUCAAAAGUUGUAGUUUAAAAGCUUUUAAAGAGGGCAGAGUGUUUGAUAUAUAUUAUCCUGUAUUUCUUUCAACCUUGCAUGAGCAGAUUUUGUAUCCCUAUAUUUUUCUUAACAAGAGAAUAAUUACACAUUGCAGCCUCUUUAGUUCUAUAUAUGUAAUGAAUUUUAAAACCAAAAUUCAUGGGAAGAAGAUAAAUUGAGUUCUGACUGAAUUUCAAAUGUUUCCUGACCAUAACAGGAGUGCAGAGGUAGAUUCUUUAUCAUAAGAUCAUUGAAAAAAAAUUAUCUGAAGCUUAUCAUGCAUUGUAGGUACCAUAGUUAUCAUUGUUGGUGCAGUGUUUGGAUCAGUUGCUGCACUGGCUGUUGCUGGAAUAUUAGUUUGGUGGACUUGCAGGAAAAAGAGGCGCAACACAAAUGGCACUAAAGGUAAGGUUGAUAAGUACACUCUCAAAUGAACACUAGUGUUGGCAUCCUAGAAAUAUAUCUUUAAUAUUUUUCCUUUCUUCUAGGACUAAGUUCAAUGUUCAGCUCACUAUCCACUGCAUUAUCAUCUUUGCUUGAGCAAUAUCUAUAUUUUUAAUAGAUAACUUUUAAAACAGUGUAUUGUAAACUAUAAUAAUUUGUCUUGUUGUUAUCUAUUUUGUGGUUAGCUAGUGACAGUUAAAAGACCUCACAUGACAUUGUACGCUUUUUAAGACUCAAUUUGAUGUACAUCAAACAGACUUUACUUUGAUUGUGACAGAAAAAUUUUGCUUAAUGUCAAUUAUUUAUUGUUUUGUUCUGUUUUGGUUUCAUUUUUAUUUUUCUGUUUUGUUUUGUUUUUUUUUUCACUACAGAGAUGGUGAUGAACCGAAGGUGAGAUUAUUCUAUCAAAAUGUUGCUGUCUACUUGUAUCGUUCCUUUAUGGUUUGGUCAUCAUAAUUUCAACACCACACUGUUUUUCAUGUGAAUGUUUGCAAUUGAUCCAAUUACCACUAACUUUAAGGCACUGACUUGCGCUGCAAGAGUGCCUUAAAUACACAGUACAGUGCCAUCAUACACUGUUGGACAAUGAAUGUAAUGGUUGUCACUUGUACAAUAACCGAAAUCUUAAUGAUCUGUAGAAAAGCUUAAAGAAAAAAGAACAAAAAAAUAAUUAAAAAAAAAAAAUAUAUAUAUAUAUAUAUAUAUAUAUAUAUAUAUAUGCAAGGUUGCCGCGUGUUGGUCCAGGCCAAAGUACCAGUGUUUUAGAUGUCCCUUAUUAGUUGAGUGAUCUUCCCUCGGUGAUCUCACUCUGACUCAUGAAUUAAGUGCUAUUAUUAUCAUUGUUAUUAUAAGUAAUGGCAAUAGGACUGAGCUGAGUCCAAUUUGGUCUGUAAUCCUGCGAGUGAUUUAAAGGAAUCAGACGACCACAGAGCAAGAGUCUGAUUUUUUAAUUACAAGUUAAUCAAAAGUAGGACAAAAUUUAAGAAACUAUGCAUUUUUAACUCGUGAAUUGUGCGCAUGUGCAGGAGCGAGUUAUAGAUACGAUGUGGGGAAUGGAAUUCGCUCGCUCGCUCGCUCGCUCGCUCGCUCGCUCGAUUGGUCGAUUGGUCGAUUCCUGUAAACUUUUUUUAGAUUUUAGGCUUUUGAGUGCAUUUUAUGGUUUUUGGCGAGCAGUAAACAGACGAAAUGGCGACCUUUGUUGCUAAGAAUAGUGGUGGGGUGAAAAAGAAGCCAAUGAUAAUCUUAAAAGAGUUUUUUUUUUUUCGUUUUAGUUUCAACAAGCGGCGCCAGCGACUGGCAGGCAUGCAAGGAUUCACACUGAAAUAACAGAACAACCUUCGUUUUUCAUAAAAUUGUAAUUUACAAUCCUUGAACUUGAAAACAAUCCGAAGAUUCAUUGAAAAUAUCACUUACUGCUAAGCGCUCGGAGUUUACAGAUGUUCAAAAGCUUUUUCUGUUAUAGCGUGAGAUUGAGGACAAAAUUGAUCAUUACGUUUCGUCGCGUGUGUUUUUCCUGUGUGAAGCAAGAUGCCGGCGACUGACGAAAUAACAAGUUAACACGAAAAUCAAAUAACACCUAAACAAACAAUUUUAGCUACCGAUUUUCAGUGAAUUUUUAAAGAACAAUUUUCUUUUAAGUUUCAAGACAAUUUGAAGAUUCAACAUACAUACAACGUACUAAAAUGCGGAAGUUACACACCACAAAAUUGAUAAAUAGGCCUGAAAUGAAAUUCUAUCUUGUUAUUGAUUAUACGUUGCCUAGCACGUGACUUAAAUCUACCCAGGCGGAGAUCCAAAAUGACGGUGGCAGGCUUGGCUUAGUUAUAUCACUCAAAACUCGUUCCCGUUUGUCUCAUUUGAUAAAGAGGGAAUCGUUAAUGUUUUCAUUAAGACAGUGUUGCCUUGAUUUUCUAAUAUUAACAACGAAAGACAGUAAAUUUCACUUUUCACCCACAUUUACUUCCAACCUUUUCUUUUGAACCAGAAACAAAAACAAUAGACGUUUAAAACACAUGACAUCAUCCACCUUGUCAAAUGUAAUAGCAUGAUCAUUUCAAUUGUAAUGCCUUCUUAUCCCAACGUUACUUUGUUUCUUUGCUACAUUAGCGAACACUGAACUACUGCUCGUACUCUAGAUAUGACAAUCAAUCACAAAAUUCCCUAAACCAAAUAACAUUAAACAUAAUCUAAAAAAUCAUGUGUCAAUUCACGAGUUUGCUCACAGAGCACUUUGAUAUUAGAAAUAAAAACAAAACAAAAAACAAUUGGUAACUUGGUGAAGUACACAACAACAGCGCAUGCACAUGAUGCGAACUAUCCAAUAACUCAGUCCAUUCACAAGCAUGACUUUUACACUGUCCUAUUAGUGCCCAAACUGGGGCUUGUGGUAACCAAUCACGUUUGUGAAUUUUAUAGUUUUGAUUGUUAUUAUUAUUAUUAUUAUUAUUAUUAUUACUAUUAUUAUCAGUCUUAUUACCCUUGUCAUUAUCAUUAUUAUCAUUAUCAUUGCUCCAAAAGUAUUCUCUUACAAUGCUGGUGACUGUUGAGGUAGUCUUUACGGUCGACCAAUUUGUUGAGCCUUCAGGGAGAAAUUUUUCUUAAUCUGACGAUAAUGCUGUUGUUGUUGACUAUAUAUGUAGAAGGUUCGUGCGAAUAAAGUCUGUUUUUCUGCGGUAGCAGAAAAACCACUCUGAGCACAUGAUACUUUUCUCCACUUCUUGUAACUGGGGGAAAGAAACUUUCAAUGCUCGAAUGCAGAGGAUGUGAAACCUUCUCUGGCUAUUUAAAUUAAACUUCCCUUAAGACAAUCACAUAUGAGAAGCUCAGGGCAAGUCUACUCUGCUUAUAUAGUCUGCCUGUAGAGGGAGGGUGCAGCUACAUGUAGGCUAUGACUGUAGCCGAGCCCAUAUCCAGUUUCCAGCUGCUAUUUUCACUGAACUAUGCUGUCUGGAAUGUUUUUCUAUUGUUUAGGAUUUUUCAGUUAGAGAGAAUUGGGUUGGUUGUGUAAUAUAUUUGAUUCCCUGUUUCAGAACAUUUGGAAAUUCAAGAAAUGAAACAAAAGUAAGUGCUAAUGUAGGUUGUGUGAUGAAAUUAAUUUAAUUCCUUCAUGUAAAGAUAUGUUUUCCUGUAGUCCUAGGUGUGUUUCGUUUUUACGUUGCUCUCUUUACUAAGAGUCUUCCCACUGUGGUUUACAGUUUACCUCAAUCCAGAAAGUUAUAUCUGGUACAGAUUUUAGGACGAUUAUUCAUUGGAAUUUUUAAAUAAGUCUAAGUAUAUAGUGGUCUAUUUUUCAUGAGAUAGCUGGUCUGAAGAUUUGAAAUAGUUUCCAAGCUCGUUGGGUAGUUUUAUCAUCUUUUAAUGAAUUGGAAACAAUUUUUUGUUUGAGAUUGCAGUCGAAUUGUCUGCUUGUAAACCUUCUCAAAGCCAUUACAUGGCACUGAAUGACAGAACUCGUUCAGAAGUAAUGGCAGAUGCCAGUCCUCUCGGCACUGAACAAAUCAGCGAGUACGCUUCUCUUAAUCCAUACACACGUUCCGGGAGACUCCAAGAGAACAUGUGACGAUGAAGCAGAUCGUUGGAAAAGGUGCUUUUGGUCAAGUUGCCAAGGCAACAGCUGUUAACCUACAUGGAAGAGCCAAGAAGACGCUCGUAGCAGUUAAAACGUUGAAAG
Pocillopora meandrina is the source of this 9150-nucleotide messenger RNA. NCBI's taxonomy places the organism in Eukaryota, Metazoa, Cnidaria, Anthozoa, Scleractinia, Pocilloporidae. The record is from the annotation of a GenBank genome assembly.